UCUUCUUCUUCGAACGAGAGUAGCUGUACACUGCCUCCACAUUCAACAUGAAAACAAUCAUCGCUCUUUGCGCCCUCGUGGCCGUCGUCAUCGCAGCACCCCCUCACGACCAAGCGGUCAUCGUGAAAGAAACCCCACUGGACAACAUCGGUGUUGAUGGAUACCAGUUUGGUUACGAGCUGUCCAACGGUCAGGCCCAUCAAGAGUCCGCCCAGUUGGCGAACGCCGGUCAUGAAAACGAAGCUCUUGUAGUCCGCGGUAGCUUCACCUACGUCGACCCGGAGACCAACGUCAGGUACACCGUCAACUACGUCGCCGACGAGAACGGAUUCCACCCCGAGGGAGCGCAUCUGCCAGCCGUAUAAAUGUAUUAAUUAUCAACGAGAUACUAAAGUCGAUAUGAAAAACAGCUAUAGCUCUGGAUAAAUUUGCCUGAUCAUCAAGUGGGCCUGAUGAGCCCGCAAAGACAAUUGAAGAGUCUGUACAAACAUUCUCGAUCGUUUCAAUCGUCCGAUAUAAAUAUCUGCAUAAUUGGCUUAUAAUGCGAUAGAUAUUAAAUUCACGAUUUAUUAAUAUACAGAUGCUUCGUGGAUGAAUAUACUGAUUUACGUAACGAUAUCGAAUGUAUAACUACGAAGCUGUAUUUUUUUCAAUAGUCAUUACCUGUAUGGAUGAUCGAGUACGAACGAUGUGAUUUUAAAUAAAAGUUGAAUGUUAUGUUAUCACAUCGCGGAUGUAUAAUGUAUAUAUCAACGUUAUAAUAAAUCGUAAAAUUAAUAUAUUGUAUUAUGAGUUAACUGUUGAAAUUCUAAUUGGUCUUUAAUAGUACCUUAUCGAAAAUCGACUAUAAAUAGCACCUCGCAACGUGGAUUUGGAUUGGUCGUAUUUGGACUGCACAGCUAUGUUUGGAAAAAUUCCAGCGACAUUGCGAUCUCUAAGAUUUCGUCACAGCGAAUGCGCGCAAUUCUACACUUGUAUUACAAAAAUUUUGUCGAUCUCAAA
Cyphomyrmex costatus is the source of this 1002-nucleotide messenger RNA. Its product is annotated as flexible cuticle protein 12-like. The transcript is spliced from 2 exons. Lineage: Eukaryota; Metazoa; Arthropoda; Insecta; Hymenoptera; Formicidae. Bases 48 to 365 code for a protein of 105 amino acids. Gene Ontology annotation, molecular function: structural constituent of chitin-based larval cuticle. Gene Ontology annotation, cellular component: chitin-based extracellular matrix. The record is from RefSeq and is a predicted model, not a curated record.